Eublepharis macularius is the source of this 5552-nucleotide messenger RNA. It is a transcript of the gene ANKLE2, whose product is annotated as ankyrin repeat and LEM domain containing 2. Bases 450 to 3476 code for a protein of 1008 amino acids. The transcript is spliced from 13 exons. The record is from RefSeq and is a predicted model, not a curated record. Gene Ontology annotation, molecular function: protein phosphatase 2A binding. Gene Ontology annotation, biological process: negative regulation of phosphorylation. Gene Ontology annotation, cellular component: endoplasmic reticulum. Lineage: Eukaryota; Metazoa; Chordata; Lepidosauria; Squamata; Eublepharidae.
CUUCCUCUUUGUGAGAGUGGAGAGUGAUUUGGCUCCCCGCUUGCUCUUUACGUAGGACGGUUUCUGUCAGGCAUAACGAUAGACAGUCUCGGGCUUGCACGGGGAGGGGGAAGAAUGCAGUUCUAGGUCGUGACACGCGUGGAUGUGUUCGUGACACGCCUCAGGCGGCUGCUGUUCAAGCACCCUUGAAGCAGUAAAAGAACCGGGGAGGGAGAAUAUUUUCGAGGUUUUGGACAGGCAGGACACUAGCCAGCCCGAGGGUGGUCUGGGAGUGGGGGGAGAAGUUGAGGCGCCCCGAGGUGAGAGGGGGCCCUGCGCGGGGAGGGGGCGCCGCGCGUGCGCGAGAGGGAGGGCAGGAGCGACGGAAGCCGGGAGGCCGCUUCUGAGGUACUCGUCUCGUCCCUCUCGGGCGUCCGGAGCGGUCAGGCUAGGCAGGCUCGGGUCGAGCGAUGGAGCGGUGGAUGUCGACGGCGGCGCUGGCGGGGUGGUCGGGCUGGGGCGGGACGUGGCGGGGCGCCUGGGGGGGCUGGCCGGCCUGGGAGCUGCUGACGGCCUGCGCGGUGAUCGGCGCCCUGGGCUUGCUGCUGCGCCUGUGGGAGAGGAGAGCCGGCAGGGGCCGCGGAGGCCCUGAAGCUGCCCCGCCCGGCUCGCCUCCUGGGCCCGAGGAGAACCCGAGCUGCCGAGGGAGCCGCCAAGGGGUAAUAACAAUGGAUAACAUAUUGUCACGAUUAAAGCAGCUAACUCCUGAUGAGCUCAGAGAAGAAAUUGUCAAAGCUGGACAGAAGUGUGGGCCUAUUACACUAACCACUAGGUCAAUUUUUGAAAAAAGGUUGGCCCAAUCUCUAUGGGAAGAGCAAGGAGGAACAGCUGUGUCCAAUGGUGUACCUGGAAAUGUAGCCGUUGAUAACAGCCAAUUAGAAACCAACAAACGUCCAGUGAAUCAAAAUGGUCAUGUGGGCCCCUCUGAAGAUGGUGAUUUUGGGUACAGUAUGGGCUUGAACCCACCCGAAGAGGAGGCCCUAAUGCAGAAGAUCUGCCCUGGAUCCAUUAAUGAAGCAACAGGAGUUGAUUCUCCAGCAAGUUCUCAGACUCCUUCUAAGGAACCUCAUCAGUACUAUGGUGUAUGUCCAGUUUAUGAUGAUAUAUUGGCAAGAAAUGAGAGAGUGCAUGUAUAUGAGGAUAAAAAGGAAGCUUUGCAAGCUGUUAAGAUGAUAAAAGGCUCACGAUUUAAAGCUUUCUCAAAUAGAGAAGAUGCAGAGAAAUUUGCCAAAGGGAUAUGUGAUUAUUUCCCAUCUCCAACCAAGUCCUCUUUUUCCUUGUCUCCUGUGAAAGUGUGCUCGGUGUUUAACAGAGAUGGGUUAUGCUCUCCUGAGAUGGAAACAGUUAGUAAAGAGCGAGCCAACAGUUUUAAAAGUCCUCGUACGCAGGAUCUUACUGCCAAACUUCGGAAAGCUGUUGAGAAAGGAGAUGAAAGUGCAUUCUUGGAACUUAUCUGGAGUAAUCCUCGCUAUCUAAUUGGUUCUGGUGACAACCCAACAAUUGUACAGGAAGGCUGUAGAUACAACGUCAUGCAUGUUGUGGCCAAGGAGAAUCAGCCUGGUAUCUGCCGGUUGCUGUUGGACACUUUAGAAAACCCUGAAUUCAUGCGGAUGAUGUAUCCAGAUGAUGAUGCAGUCAUGUUACAGAAGCGUAUCAGAUACAUUGUUGAUCUCUAUCUUAAUACACCAGAUAAAAUGGGUUUUGACACACCACUGCAUUUUGCUUGCAAGUUUGGGAACCCAGAUGUUGUUAGCGUGCUUACCUCACACCCAGAUAUUGAAAAGAACCCAAAGAACAAGUAUGAACAAAGUCCAGCAGAGGUAAUUUGUGAGAGGAGUAAAAAUAAAUCUGUGGAUCUGAAAGAGAAAAUCAGGGAAUACUUGAAAGGUCAGUAUUAUGUACCGCUCUUCCGAGCAGAAGAUAAUGCCUCAGCGCCUGUGAUUGGAGCACCUUGGUCACCUGAUCAGACAGAGGGUAGCCCACAUUUUUCUUUACCCAGAUACAUCGGCAGCCCCAAAGAUCCUGUGCUAACUGUGCGGGCUUAUGCUGGCCCAAUGAGCCCUUCCAAGGCAGAAGACUUUCGCAGGCUGUGGAAGACUCCACCUCGAGAGAGAGCAGGAUUUUUUCACAAUCUUAGAAAAUCUGACCUGGAAAGAGGGGUUGAAAGAGUUGGAAGGGAGUUAGCUCAUGAACUGGGGUUCCCGUGGGUUGAAUACUGGGAAUUUCUGGGCUGUUUUGUUGAUCUGUCUUCCCAGGAGGGGUUGCAAAAUCUAGAAGAAUACCUGAAUCAACGGGAAAUGAGCAAUAAAGCUCAGCAGGAAACAGGGGAGAAUGAAACCCACAACAGAUACAAAACUGCGCAGUUUUCAGGCAAAGGUAAAAAAAGCUGCAAUUCCAUCUCUGUUGGAGCUUUUUUAGAGGAUGAUGAUAUGAGCCUGGAAGAAGUGAAGAACAGGCAGAACGCAGCUCGGAACUACAGCCGAGCGAAUGCGUCCAGUGAACCAAAAAUCAGUGAAAUUAGAGGCUCAGAGCGUGACAUCCUUUCCAUUGCACACACCGGAGGGAUAAUGCAAAUGGCAGAUGUCUCCAACAGGCACUAUGAGAAUGGGGGUCCAGCUAGUAAAAAUGGGUGUUGUAGUCCUGUGACGAGUGAUAGGACAGUAGGCACUCACAGGAGGCAUCCAAGUCGAGGGGGAGAAGAGUGCCUUCCCUCCCCCAUCUCUAAUUUAAUGGAAGAAUUUGAUAAACUGGCUUGCGAGGAUCAGACAUUGGGAGAUGAAUGUUCAACAGGGAAGCUGAGCCAAGCCGUUUCAGAAAGCAAAAAUGGGAGAUUUCAGAAGGAAAGUACAAGGCAGCUUAGGAAAUCUAGGGAACACCUGACUAAGAUAGGUGCAGCUGCUGGAAAGACUGAGGAUACAAAAAUAAGGACAGAAGAUAAAAUGCCACUAGAUGGAAGACCAUUAGAAGAAAUCAAUGACUGGAGUGGAGAGAGGAAGCAGGUUUGUCAUUCUGAACUGCAGUCUGAGAUGUCUCCAAGAGGUCUCUUAAAGACCCCACCGUCAACCGAAAGAGCCAAGAAGCUGUUUCUCUUAGGUGAGAAGCCAUCCAAAUUGGACAAUGAUGUCUUAACAGCUCUAAAUGGUGUAGAGAUUGACCCACAAAGAUAUCCUGCUAUUUACAAGUGGACCACUUCUGUACAAUCCUACUCUUCUUCCGACCGGCAGAGUUGGUCAAGUCCAGCUCUGAAAGGUGGUUUCAAGCAGCAAACAGGCCCAAGCUCGUCUGGUGGCCCAUUACAUUGUAGCCCUGGAAAGUACAGCACAGCUGCUGCCAAUUUUUCUCCAGAAUUUAGGAGUCCUGGACGGUACAGCCCAGCAUAUGUGAACCACAUUCUGUUCUCCAAACUGCAUCACUCUUCAGGAGCGCCAGCUCAUUAGACUAUGACUGUUUUGAUAAUCUAAAUUUUUUUAAAACUGAAGGAAAAAUUAAGGUGUUGAAACACUGGCCUAUGGUGUGUUUUUGUUCUUCUUGGAGGAAGGGGCUGUUCACAGCAAACGUCUUCAUUCCGUUUAGUAGAUAGCUUAUUGGUGACUUGUAGAUUAGUAACAGUUAUGUGUUAGUUAGUAGUGAGAGGUCUCCUCCUGAACAGUAGAACUAAAACAUUCCUGAAAAUAAUCCUGGCUAGAAAGGAUGAUGGCCUUUUUGUAGAACAAGAAGUGCUUGUCACCAAGUCUGCUGCAUCCUCUCAACUUCUCCACAUUCAUAUCCCUUUCAUCGUAGCAGUGGUAGACCAGAGAGCACUCAAGAUAGCAAGUUACAUACCAAGAUUAGUCUUCCAGUUGAGCUGAGAGAGAAAAAAUGGCGGGGGGGGGGGGGAAGGGGGUGGUCUGCUUGAAAACUGAACCGUUCAUCAGUGUACAUAACAAAUUUAUGGAUGACUAAUUAAAAUUAAUGUUGGUUAAAAGCAGCAGGUGAUCACUUAAGUGUCCUAUGCUGAAACUGUUAAGAAAAACUAAUGUUAGAAAUUAAUGGUGAUGUUUAAGUUUGUGCUUGAAUAGGUUUUUCUGCCCUCAAAUGCAAAAUGCUGACUUCACAGUUCCUACAUACAAUCAUCAUUAGCAAUAACACUACAAAAGUUUCCAAGUGAUCUACUGUAGUCUUAUAUUUACUAUCAUACUAUGGGAACAAAUACGUUUGGAACAGGUUUCAUAUGUGUAGAAUACCUAACUGAGGGGUCCCACUAAAGUACUUCAUAACUUACUUGAGAGUUAAAGAUCCAGGAUUUUUUUUUUUAAAGAAUGAACCUGCAUCUAUUUUUUGUUGUAUUAAUGAGCCUUUUCUAGCAGCACAUAAAUACACAUUGUCAUGUACAUGUUAUCUAAAAUAGGGGAAAGGUACUUCUUCCAAAAUAGUGCUUGAAGAGAAAGUGAUGGAGGAAAAUAUUACCCAGCUUGCAAUCAUUUCUGUAGCAGCAACUGAGUUGGUCUAUUUCUUACACUGGGUGUAAUGACCAUUUUGUAUACUGUUCCUAACUGUCCAACUGUUUUGGUACCAAACUCCAGAACUGCACUUAAGGCUCUUCCAAUUUAAUUAGUGCCUUUUGUAACAUAUUUUUAUGUUUAAUAACAAGUGCUAUUCCCUUAUAUGAGCACUUUAAUUUUAACUUGGUAACACUCAGGUGAAGUGUUUUCAUGCUGUUUCUUAUUGUUUGGGAGGCUGUAAGCAGCUGUUUGCUACAUAGUAUAUUUAUUUAAAUCAUAGGUUAUAUAGCUGACCUACAUGUACAUUAAUGAAUGUAUUUAUAUAUAUCAUCCUACUAGUUUUAAAGUAAUUGGUCAUUCAAAACAUGGAGCAAGCUAUUUAACUUUCAUAUGGCUCUUCCAGAUUUGCUUCGGAAUUAGCAGUCUUACAUCUUUCCCAUAAACAGCAACACAGAUUGCCAGAAUGCUGAAUUCCAAGGCAGAGCUCUAUAUAAAUUUUAGGGAUUUCAUCUCUGCAACAGUGUGGAAAGGAAGUUUCCGCAAAGAUUCCUUUGGAGGGGGAAAAUGUUGCCAACAUUAGAAUUCAAUGUCUAUAAAUCCCUUAGCAUGGUUUCAGAGCCAAGAAAUUCAAGCUGACACGAGUAAUUGGCUAGGGUGACCUGUUCCCCACUCUGCUUUGUAUGUUUGACAAGGCUGAAAACAAACCAGACUAUAACACCCUUAUCUAGUUAUGUCAGUUCAACUGCCAAACAAUAUUAAUAGAAAACGUUCACUUAGAAACAUCAUAACUUUGAUAAAACAAACUUAGACUGACAGUGUUUUGUUUUCUUCUUUUCCCAUGUGACAGGUAUGCAUUUUUGUAUUUGUAGUGUGUACUUCUGGAGCACAAACUGUGUAAACACUGGUGUGGCAGCAGGGAGGGGUCCAAAGUGUUGGUAUUAGAAUAAUAUUAAUGUAACUACAAUUCACAUUUGAGUCCUUUUUGUCAGUGUGUUACAUGACUUUUUAACCACAUUAUUAAAUUUGCUUAUU